UUAGCGAGCAUCCGGGCAACGGCAGGUCACGUGACCCGGGCUGGUCGAGUGUCAGCUGAUCGCUCAGCGGCCGCCAUUGCUCGACGUCCCUUCCGCGCCAGGCGUCUUCUCUUCUCUUCUCUUCUCUUCGGUUGUGCGUCGCUCCACGAUGGCGAGUCAGUCUCAGGGCAUCCAGCAGCUGCUGCAGGCCGAAAAGAGAGCCGCCGAGAAGGUGGCCGAAGCCCGCAAACGGAAAAACCGGCGUCUGAAGCAAGCCAAAGAAGAAGCUCAAGCUGAGAUCGAACAGUACCGACUGCAGAGGGACAAAGAGUUCAAGACCAAAGAGGCGGCGGCGCUGGGUUCCCACGGCAACAGCGCGGUGGAGGUGGACCGCGACACGGCCGAGCGCAUGGGUCAUAUCCAGAGCAGUUACCGUGGCAACCGGGACGGGGUGCUGGGCGACCUCCUGCGCCGCGUGUGCGACAUCCAGCCCGAGUUUCACUUGAACUACCGCGUGGCCGGCUAACUGGACGGCGUCGCGCUGCUUCCCGUCUUUCUUGUUGUUUGGUAAAUGUAGAAAUCAUCUUCGGUUUGCCUGUAUUUCUAUUAAAUUAUUCUUCUUUCUGAAACUCGUGUCCUCCUCCGUAGCUGCAUGACUUCCUGUUUGUGAUAGCGGCGCUGACGUUGAUGUCAAUAAAUCAGAAUUGAAUCGCAGGAUCACGAUUGUAAUGUCAAAACUAAAUGUAACGUGAAUUAAAAGUCGUAUCUCCCAAAAGUGA
Syngnathoides biaculeatus (alligator pipefish) is the source of this 758-nucleotide messenger RNA. RefSeq names its product ATPase H+ transporting V1 subunit G1 (gene atp6v1g1). The transcript is spliced from 3 exons. Gene Ontology annotation, molecular function: proton-transporting ATPase activity, rotational mechanism. Gene Ontology annotation, biological process: proton transmembrane transport. Lineage: Eukaryota; Metazoa; Chordata; Actinopteri; Syngnathiformes; Syngnathidae. Gene Ontology annotation, cellular component: vacuolar proton-transporting V-type ATPase complex. The record is from RefSeq and is a predicted model, not a curated record. Bases 149 to 505 code for a protein of 118 amino acids.